Messenger RNA from Sphaeramia orbicularis (orbiculate cardinalfish), 5284 nucleotides. Its product is annotated as TSC22 domain family protein 1-like. Lineage: Eukaryota; Metazoa; Chordata; Actinopteri; Kurtiformes; Apogonidae. The record is from RefSeq and is a predicted model, not a curated record. The coding region runs from base 734 to 3805 and encodes 1023 amino acids. The transcript has 3 exons. Gene Ontology annotation, biological process: negative regulation of apoptotic process; regulation of transcription by RNA polymerase II; positive regulation of cell population proliferation. Gene Ontology annotation, cellular component: nucleus; cytosol.
CAGCACAGAGCCACAGCGGCGGCACAGGAGGAGGCUACAUACUGAACAACGCUAUCGCUGGGGAGGACCAGUGAUACAGCAAAACCAAGAGCAAAACCAAGCCUGGGUGGAAUGGAUUAAACCUUCUCACGUCGCUGCUAAGUGAUCUCAUUCGGUUUUACAUCACCGUGCAUCGGAUAAAAGGUUGCGUGUUUUAAUUUUCUCUCCUUUGAGCACAUUCAGCAGCGAAAACGGCUCAGUGUAGUCUGUGUUUAGCUAGCCGGUGAUGGAGACUGGCAGCUAGCUAGCUGACGUUACUCCUCUGUCCGGCUAGCAUCUAAUUCAACGCUAACUUACUCAGCAGCUUUUCUGCUUAGCACUACGAGUGAUCACCACAAGUUAGCUCUUUACUAGACCUUCAAAAUGCCAGCUUGUGAAUAAAGAAGGAGCUACAAGCGGAUAACACCGGCAAACUUCAUCUGGCAUCAGCUGACGUUAGCUUGCUAGCUACUCAGCACUAGCUUCUUCUCCUGCUUCGUUGCUGUUAACGGAGAAUACUGGAUUGUGUAUGAGAGGCUGUAAAUAUUGGCACAACUUUGCCUGAAUUCUCCGAACAUCCACCAGACACUUGGUUCAGUUAUUUAUUUUUGACUGUGUUGUCUGUUCACCGUAGUUUUGUCAAAACGGCGCCGCUAACGAACUGCAACCUUACGGCUUACUGUCAGAGACCAACUACCCCCCGGAUUUUCUCGAAAUGCAUCAUCCGGACCCUGCAGGAGACUCUGGCAGUGUUAGAAAGAUGGCGCACCCGGCUGUCUUUCACAGAAGGGGUAGUAAUACAGGCAGCGGGAGCGGCUCCGCGCUGUCAACGCCGGCGAACUCGGUUGUCAAUAACAGCCACGUCGCGGCCGAUGAUUAUCAGCCCUCCUUGUUGAUUCAGUGCCAACCUCCUGCUGGUUCAUCCUCCCCGGGUCCCCAUCAUCCUCCACCCCACAGUCUGAAUCUGCUCUCCCAGCCCCAGCCCCCCCAGUCAUCCGGAGCUCAGAUGAAAAAGAAGAGCGGCUUCCAGAUCACAAGUGUGACCCCAGCACAAAUAUCUGUGAGCACCAACAACAGUAUUGCAGAGGACACCGAGAGCUACGACGACCUGGACGAAUCCCACACUGAAGAUCUGUCCUCCUCUGAAAUCCUGGAUGUUUCCCUGUCCAGAGCGAAUGACAUCGUUGGAGGAGAGAGGAGCUCCUCUGAGGAGACGCUGAAUAACUUUCAUGAAGCAGAAACCCCUGGAGCUGUCUCCCCCAACCAGCCUUCACACCCACAUUCCCUGAACCCAGCUCCACAGCAUGGAGGAGCCAUGGUAAAUGGGACUGUGCAUCAUCACCACCACCACCACCAUCAUCAUCCUAACCAAGCCCAGGGCUAUGCUGCAUCUUCUGGGUCUGGGAAUUCCUCAUCUACCCUUGCUUCUGGAGCUUUAUCUUGUGUCACCCUGAAAAUGCCUUCUAAUGUCGGGGUACCUCAAGAGAAUGUUUCCCAGGCUGCUCCUCCAAGUGUAGUGGCUCAGACUGUGGGGGUUGCGGCCCCGGGAUCUGUCCCUGGAAUGCAUAGCUCUGCUGUGGGCACUACAGUUAGCAUAGUUAAUCCCCAGACCAGCAGUGUUAGUAAUGUGAAUAUGUUGAGCUCUGCCAACGUGCCUGUGAGGGGGGGGAUCAGCACGAGUGCUAGCAGUAGCAGUUGUGGCUUUCCUCUCAAUGUGAUAAGCAGCAGCGGGGGGAGUGGAGGAGGAAGUGGUGCCGUUGGGGGUAACCUUAUGACCACCACUAAAGUUAACAUGAUUCAGCAACACCAAAACAUCAAUUCUAACAUCACUAUGACUCUGACAAGUACUACUGCUGCUGCUGCUGCUGUUGCUUCUGCUACCAGUGCCUCUGGAACGAUGGGAGUCACCAGUGGGAUCCAGGGAAGAGUUGGAUCUGCUGUAAUGCAGCCCAUCAGCGCCCCUGUCACAGCUGUGGCCACUGCCCCUUUAACAUCAGCACCUGUUCAACCUGCUCCAGCUCCUGCGAUGACUACAACCAGUUCUCGUUUCAGGGUGGUGAAGCUGGACUCUAGUUCUGAACCCUUUAAGAAGGGCAGAUGGACAUGCACUGAAUUUUAUGACAAGGAGACCCCAGCCUCUGCUCCUAGCUCCUCCGCAUCUGACACAGGGUCUGUUAACAUGCGUCAGUUUGUUUCUGAUAGUUUCACUGGGGCCUCAGAGAGGGAGAGCACAAGUGGGAGUUCUGUGAGUAGCACCAUCAGUACAUUGAGCCAUUACACUGAGAGUGUGUGCAGCGGAGAGGCUGGGGGAGCAACAGUGACCCAGCAUGCCCAGGAUUACGCCUCCCCUCCCCAGGGCUUUCAAGCAAUCCUCCCCAGCGGCUUAAGUAUGGGAGUGUCCCAGUCCCAACCUCACAUGCACCCCCAGGAUAUUACCCAUUCACAUGUGAAGACUACUGUGGCCCCUUCUGUUCCCACAAACAUCCACCAGCCUGCUCCCAUGUCAGGCCACCAGACUACAAUUGGACACCCGACCCCUGCUGUACCCCAGCAACAACUCACUUAUGCCCAGGCAGUUGCUAAUCAACCCACAGGCUCUGCACAGGGCCUAGUGGGUGUUCAGCAACAGAAGAUGGGUUAUGCUUCUAUGCCACAGCAGCCAACCGCUACCCCCCAAACUGCCCCAGUGCAGGUCAGGCCACCCGAGUACACCCAGCCACACCAAGCGGUCCCUCAGGCUGCUCCCUCUCAACCUCUGUCCAACCAAACUGGAUCAGCUACCACUGCACCUGCUAACGGCCACAUGAUGGGAGGCCCGCAGCAGUCACACCAAACACUCCUCCACGCACCGCCCCAGCAGCCCUCUUCUCUUCAAGCCACCACCUCCAGUAUGCCCUCUCAUGUUGGAGUAGUCGGAAUUGGCCAGCAGCCUCAGAGCCACCCUGGCCAUCUGGACUGCCAGCAGCAGAAACCCCAGUCACUCCCAACACAAAUCCAAACCCCGGCCCUGGGCACUCAGCUGCCUAAUACAGUCCACCAGAGCCAAGUGUCUGCACCAAGUGUGCCUCCUGCUCCCAACCCUCAGAGCGACCCCCAGGCUCAGUCCCAGCCCAUCAACACUGGGAAUAGUGGAAGGAUGCCCCCGCAGGGUGUCCCCCAGAGCCAGCCGUCUUGUGUCAGCUUGUCCCAGGACCCCAGCAGCGCACAGGCCCUGGCUCAUGCUGCCCAGGCUAGUGCUCUUUAUGCUAGUCUGCCCACCUUUACCACCACCCAACUGCAGGAUGCUCAGCGGCUGCUUCUCCAGCACCAGUCGGCUUUGUUAGGGCUCCCCAAGCUGGCUGGAGGAGAGGCAGGGUCAGGAUCUAAUGCUGGCCAGGGUCAAGAAGCUGAGGGCAACGCUGCCGCCGCCGCCAGUGCCUUAACAGCAUCAGCUGGUCUCAAGACUGUAGAUGGAGAGGAGGAUGGCUCGUCGGGAGCCAGCGUUGUGGCCAUAGACAACAAGAUUGAACAAGCAAUGGACCUGGUGAAGAGUCACCUGAUGUACGCCGUGCGUGAGGAGGUGGAGGUCCUAAAGGAGCAGAUCAAGGAGCUGAUCGAACGAAACUCCCAGUUGGAGCAGGAGAACACCCUGCUGAAGACGCUGGCCAGCCCAGAGCAGAUGGCCCAGUUCCAGGCCCAGGUUCAGACCGGGUCCCCGCCCGCCGCUCCGACAGCUGCCACACCAGGACCCCCGAGCGCCGCCACCCUCGCCCAGCCCGCCUCACACAGCUCCGGCCCCCCAGCGUAGCCUGGUCUGCACACACAAAGACUGACUGACUCGUUACUAUUUUUUUUGUUUCUUUUUGUUCCUUUUUUUCUUUUGAGUUCUGCUACAGCAGCAGAGCUAAACCUUGCCUUCAACAGCAGGAAGUUUCGCUGUUAAGACAAGAAUUUGCACAUAUUUAUCUCUCAGACGGAGGCAGCCAGCGUGAUGAGCUGUGCAGUGCUGGGGCGCACAGCGGUGGGAGACAAUCUGGAGAUGCUGUAUGGGUGGUUGGAUUCCCGUGGAGAAUGAAUAAUAGAACUUUUUGCCAAAUAACCUUUGGACAUAUCAACUAGAAUGUCUUACCAAGAAGAAGCAAGAGCUCAUCAGUGGCGACAACAUACUUAACUUUAGAAAAAUAAAUCACUGUGCCUGUGUCUGGAUUUUAAGUGAUGUCGAUUUUACUGAUGGCGGUGGAAGAGUAAGAGGUGGAGGAUUGUACUGGUUAACAGUUUUUGCUCAAUGAUGUAAUGUAAAUAAAACAAAAACGUUCUCUCUUAAGGCUAGACCCUAAAGUUACAGGUGGAGAGAUUUAAGUGGAGACGAGAGAGAAAAAGCCUUCUCAGAGUGACAAAUGAAGAAUGUGAGCAAUUAUUAUCAUGACAAAGUCCCCAUCUGGAAUGGGGGAGGAGGGGGAGGGUAUGGGCAAAGGGGUGGGAGGGUAUUUUGAACAACACUUGGCAGCAUUGAUGAUGUUACUUCAACUGUGGGUUGGUGGGAUGAACAAAACCUGGUUUCUUAUGGAGAUGAUGAUAUUCUAUUUUCAGUAUUUCACUUUGAAGCUCCUCAUUUGCCCUUGACAAAGCUCAUCGUUGCUGUUUUCUCGACCCUGAAGUGGCAUGUAAUUUAAACCUUAUUUGACAGGGUUGAAACAUUGGGCUAAGCUGCAUUUUUUUUUCCUUUUUACCUAAAAAGUGUGAUGGGCAGAAGAUGAUGUAUAUUUCUGUAUAGUGUAAGUACCAUGUAAAAUAGUGAGGAGGAGAAGCAGAAAACAACAGAUGAUAUCUAGGUCACACAGAUUGAAGCUGGUGAGCGAGGAACAUGCUGGUCUUGCCCAGUCUGUGUCUAUUUUUAAUGCUGUAUUUUCAGGACUGUGGAUCUUAAGGACUUUAGGUUAUUUAACUGACAACACUCAGCCAACACUGUUGUCCAUAUCCUCUACUGCAACAUUAACUCUUACUGUAAAACCAUUUUUCACUUGCCGCUUUUUUUCGGAUGUAUUACACCUUUAAGACUUCCUUUUUUUUUUUUUUUUGACAGUGAAGUACUUCUGGAUGAAACUCAACAUAUAAAAUACUACAAACUCUGAGGAUGUUUUUUUUUUCAUUCAGUGUAUCGGUUGUAUGCUCAUGUUCUGUGCAUGUUUCCGCAGAGACCGGAUUAAGAAAUUGUAACAUACAUACCACAAUUGCACUUGACAGCUGCACUUCACAACUUUCAAUAAACAUGCUUAAAGAAGAAUAA